This is a messenger RNA of Papilio machaon (common yellow swallowtail), 1260 nucleotides long. Its product is annotated as pancreatic lipase-related protein 2. The record is from RefSeq and is a predicted model, not a curated record. The transcript has 6 exons. Gene Ontology annotation, molecular function: lipase activity. NCBI's taxonomy places the organism in Eukaryota, Metazoa, Arthropoda, Insecta, Lepidoptera, Papilionidae.
GUCUGUGAAAAAGGUUGGUGCGCGAAGCCAUUUAAAAAAAACUUUCCCGCCAUUCAUUUGCCGGGCACAAGGACAUAUGAGUUCUGCCACUACAUUAUAAAAGAUGUGCAUAAAUAUUAUUGAUGGACUUAAAUCAACAAGAACACAGGCGAAAACUUAAUCAAUGUGUUGAACAUAAAUAUCAACAGGAAAAUGACAGGGACAUGUUGGUUAAUAUUUGUGUUGUAUUUUUUAUCUGUGAGCGUUGGUGACAGAAGAUCUGAAGAGGGAUAUCCCAGAGGACUCAUGUCAGUUUGUCCAGGUUCGACCAAGCCAAUUACCAUCCCUCGGAGUCAGCUGAAGUACCUGUUCUUCGUGGUGCAAGGCAAAGGCGGGACCAGGCAACGGUAUAGUUACUGGAAUGCCAAAAAAAUAGCCACAGACCCAAGGAUAGACUUUAAUAGGAAGACAAUUGUUGUGGCUAUUGGCUAUUUAGACAGUACCAACUUUCCGAUCUCUGCGAUGUUUGCCAACGAGUACGAGGCGAGGGACUACAACGUUAUAUUGGUGGACAACCAGAGAUUCGCAACUGUACACUAUUAUCUAGCCACCCGUCUGAUGCGUCCCGUGGGCUUGCAUGUCGCCCAAAUUCUAGCUCAGCUCACAGAAGCAGGUCUGGAUCCAUCGAAACUCGAGAUCUUGGGCUUCAGUCUAGGAGCACACACAGCCAGUUACAUAGCGAAGAACUUUCAAUUCUUAACUGGAAAGAACAUAUCUCGAAUUUACGGCUUAGAACCUGCAGGACCUUGCUUUAGAGAUUUAAAUAAAAACGACAGAUUAGACGCUUCAGAUGCUGAUUUCGUCCAAGUUGUACAUACCAACGUGGUUGACUAUGGCCUAUCCAUGGGCCAUGUCGACUUCUACGUCAAUGGUGGGGAGUACCAACCUUCAGACUUGAAUUUAUUUCCUUGCACGGGAACUUGAAGUCAUUUUAAAGUGCUCCCACUUUGGCUGUCAGCUUUAAAGAAUCCAACGAGAUUUAUAGCAAUCAAAUGCGAUAGUAUUCAACAGGCUAGAGACGCGAAAUGCUACGACAGAGUCCCCUUGGAAACGAACUUUAUGGGGCCGAAGGUCGAUGUGACCAAGCAUGGGAUAUUUUACCUAUCGACUAGUAAAUAUUUUCCAUUUUAUUUGGGAAAGAACGGACUAAAAGAAGAGUAUGCCUCGUGGAGGACGAUAAGUGAUAUUAAUGAUAGUGUUGGAACAGAGGUUUUUGUUUAA